CGCCCCACCUGCAGGAGGGCUCCUCCGCCCGGAGGCGCCGCCGCCGCCGCGUACCGGAGCGUUAUCUGGCACGUGUGAUGCUGCUCGUUAACUGAUGUGAUGUCACAGCUCUGUGCGCUUCUGGAUUUGGCUGAAGAAGAUGGCGGCCUCCUCAGGAGUUAAAGUUCCACGCAAUUUUCGCCUUUUGGAAGAGCUCGAAGAGGGACAGAAAGGGGUCGGCGAUGGCACAGUCAGCUGGGGCCUUGAGGAUGACGAAGACAUGACUCUUACACGGUGGACAGGCAUGAUCAUUGGACCAGCAAGAACUAGUUUCGAGAACAGGAUAUACAGUCUGAAAGUGGAAUGUGGACCUAAAUACCCAGAAGUAGCCCCGACUGUUAGAUUUGUAACAAAAAUUAGCAUGAAUGGGAUAAAUAAUUCCAACGGGAUGGUGGAUUCACGUAGCAUACCAAUAUUAGCAAAGUGGCAAAACACAUAUAGCAUUAAAAUUGUUCUUCAAGAGCUAAGGCGUCUAAUGAUGUCCAAAGAAAAUGUGAAGCUUCCACAACCACCAGAAGGACAAACCUACAGCAAUUAAUUGUAACAGAUUGUGUUGCCCCUCUGUUGUAAAACCUUACUCUCUUAGAAAUAUUGUGUAAAUCUUCCAAGAUACUCACUUUGCACAUCAGCGGUAUCGUCGGCGGGAGCAAAAUUGGACUCUUAUUACUUUGCUCUUUCAAAUAAUGUCCUGGCAGUUAAGCACUGAAUAGAUAGAUAACACUUCCAAGUGCACAGUUAUCCCCCCUUGAUCAGGGUUCCUUUGACCAUAACCUUUUAUUUGACAUGUUCCAAUGUAACUUGGCUUGAAGAGGGAAGCAUGGCACCGUACAUCGCUUGAAUCCCAAGUCCCAACAGUUUUACGUUCAAAUGACUGCUGGCUGCAGCACGUGGCAGAGGAGUGUGUAUGAUGGCAUGUUCUGUAACUAAUAAAUAGUUGAGGAAAGGACACAUUUUUGAAUUUCUAGUUGUAUUUAGCGGAAUCAUUGAACACAGAUUGAUAAAUACCGAACUGUGGCUGUAGUCUAAAAAGUAGUAUCACAAGGUGAGAAAGUUUUUUUUUUUAUACAUAUAAAUAUAUCUGUAUUUGACACGAUACCAACAUGUUCUCCAGUUCUUUGACAUGUAACAGACGUUGAAGCCUGUUCUGAUCUGAAACCCUCGCAUUUAACUUCUAGUGAAAAUGGCAGGUGUAUGAUCUUGUGAUUUUCUGAAAUUAAAAUCACUGUCUGCAA
Messenger RNA from Lampris incognitus (smalleye Pacific opah), 1271 nucleotides. RefSeq names its product ubiquitin-conjugating enzyme E2 variant 2 (gene ube2v2). Bases 140 to 577 code for a protein of 145 amino acids. The transcript is spliced from 4 exons. NCBI's taxonomy places the organism in Eukaryota, Metazoa, Chordata, Actinopteri, Lampriformes, Lampridae. Gene Ontology annotation, biological process: protein K63-linked ubiquitination; DNA damage tolerance. Gene Ontology annotation, cellular component: nucleus. The record is from RefSeq and is a predicted model, not a curated record.